This is a messenger RNA of Pungitius pungitius (ninespine stickleback), 788 nucleotides long. Its product is annotated as transcriptional activator GLI3-like. Gene Ontology annotation, molecular function: RNA polymerase II cis-regulatory region sequence-specific DNA binding; DNA-binding transcription factor activity, RNA polymerase II-specific. The coding region runs from base 1 to 735 and encodes 244 amino acids. The record is from RefSeq and is a predicted model, not a curated record. Gene Ontology annotation, biological process: smoothened signaling pathway; regulation of transcription by RNA polymerase II. Gene Ontology annotation, cellular component: nucleus. Lineage: Eukaryota; Metazoa; Chordata; Actinopteri; Perciformes; Gasterosteidae. The transcript has 3 exons.
AUGGGCAGCUUGGAAUGCAGGCAGGAAGCCUGCGUUGGCUUCUCUAUGGGAAUCACUUUUCUUUAUGAAAGAAAAAUACAGAAAGCAAUAAGCCGUUCAGCAUGCUCGUGUUUGUCUGUUUUACUACAUAUACUUUCUAACAUCGGAUUCCCCCCCCGCCUCUCUUUCUACCCGUCGUCCCUCGCAGAGGAAGAAGGUCCCGGCGCGCCGUACCACCGCGAGAGGCGCAACGCCAUCAGCUCCCAGGCGCCCCGCGGCCCGGACAGGACGGUGAGCGAGGAGCCCUCCACCUCCACGGAGGACCGGCCCUCCCUGCUCAAGAAGGAGCUGCACGGCUCCCUGUCCCACCUGGCUGAGCAUGCCCUGCCGUACCGAGGCGCGCUGUUCACCAUGGACCCCCGCAACGGCUACCUGGACGCGCACUACCCCACGCCGCAGUUCUUCCCCGCCUUCCACCCCCCUGUGCCGAUCGACGACCGGCACACCCAGGGGCGUUACAUCUACGAGCCGUCCCCUGUGCCCCCUCUUCAUGUGCCUCCCGGGCCGGCCUUCUCAGACAUCUCCCUCAUCCGGAUCUCGCCCCAGAGGAACCCCUCUGUGGGGGCGGAGUCGCCCUUUCACCCCCCGCACCCUUACAUCAACCCGUACAUGGACUACAUCCGCUCGCUCCACAGCAGCCCCUCCAUCUCCGUCCUGUCGGCCACGCGGGGCCUCAGCCCUGCAGAUGGUGAAUAGACACACACACACACACACACCGGCACGGAUGCGCGCUCGGAUGCGUGCUCACA